Messenger RNA from Prorocentrum cordatum, 1655 nucleotides. The record is from the annotation of a GenBank genome assembly. NCBI's taxonomy places the organism in Eukaryota, Dinophyceae, Prorocentrales, Prorocentraceae.
GUGGCCAUGGCGCGACCAACCGAGCGAGACCGCCUGGAGCUCAGCCCCUGUCCUGGGGGCUGGGCGCGGCGGAGGUGGCCGAGGCGGUCGAGGCCCAGGAGGUUGCCGCCGUGGCCAGUCGCAAGGGCGACGCCGAAAGGAUGAGCGACUUCCGAAGUGGCACGUCCGAUGGCAAGUCCAGCGCCUCUGCCUCCAUCGAGGAUAUGGAGUCAGGCAUCUCCCUCGCUGAGCGUCUUGGCGACAAGGAGACGGCAGCCAAGUGCCGCGAGCAGCCGGAGUCCCAAGGUGUGCAGCACAUCCAGAGUUCCCUCCAGGAAGCGGACGCCGAGUGCGCCGUGGUGGUCGCUUCGCAGGCAGUUUCGGUCAAGAACUCGAACGACGCCGCGGGCCUGCCCAAGAAGGUGCCGCUCGCCUCGGUGGUUGAUGGUGAGUGCGGCGUCACGAACCCCAUCGACUUUGAGGGCUUCUUCAAUGUCGGCGACGAGUUGGAGCUGUCCAAGGAGGACAUCGCCGAGAUGGAGACGCGGAAGGAGCAGCUUCGCACGCAGAUGCAGGCAUCCACGACUGGCCUCUUCCAGUCCGCGAUGGAAGAGGUACGCCAGGUGGAGAUCCAGGAGGUCAGGCAGCUGCCGCGGCUGCGAGGUGAGGACGAGGGGCCGGGGAAGCACGGGGCCCAGCCCCCCGCUUGCGGCAACAAAGUCAGGGCGCGGCCCCUGACGAGCUUCCAGGUCUCCAUGGGUGUGGGCCCUGGUGGGUCCGAAGGCGACGACGGCCAGUCAGUCACCUCGGCCUCGAGCCAGCCUGUCUCUUUUUUUGAAAUGAACGGGGGCGCGUGCUGCCCGGCGCCUGUUCUCUCCGCAGUUUUCCAGCCCGACCCGCCCUCCGAGCUUCGCCGCGCGGUGGCGGAAGAAGGUGCGCGCAGAUCGCUCUGCCUCGAGACCUGCAGCUGCGCCUCGCUCGUCCGGCUGAGUUGCGGGCGUGCGGUCUGGGGGCGAGCGCGAGCCGCCGAGUUUGGGGGCCUGGUCGGCAUUGGAACGGGAGCGGUCCUGGUGGGCCUGGCGAAAGCCGGCGCAAAGGGCUUGCACUUCGUCAUUUCCAAAGAUAAGGGUUUGAUGAUCGCUGCUGACAGCGCGGUGGGGGAGGAAAUUAUGGCGUGUAUCGAGGACUGGAAGUUCCGAAUGGCGGGGGCUACUUGGAACUUCGGGGUGGAUUUUUCAAUGAAGCAGCGCAAUCGGUGCCUCCAGGUUCAGAAGGAGCGCAUGGGGAGUUUGAAGCCGUGGGUCAUGCGUUUUCGAGGGCCCCGCUCUUCCUUUAAGGGAGCCACGGGGGUGGUCAAGACUGGAGAUCUGCCGUUCCUCGCGUAUGGGAGUAGCGUUAUAGGCAUUGCUGACGCUAGGCUGAAGCAGAUGCGCUCGUUGCUUGGUCAGUCCGUCUUUGGCGCCCCCAAAGGCAGAUCCCGGGCCCUCGAGUAUCAGUUGAGCGGAGGUCGCGGGGAACUGCUGGAGCUGUUGCGUGCGCCCUCCGUCGCCUUGGCUGGGUGGUUCGAGGUUGCCGAGACGAGGUCACCCGGCGGGGUCGAGAGCGCAGCGCAGGCCAGUUGGCGGCCCGCCCACACGGGCAGAGCGCCGCGGAGGUGGGCCACCGGCCAGCCCGCG